Molecule: messenger RNA, 2559 nt
Organism: Astyanax mexicanus (Mexican tetra)
Lineage: Eukaryota; Metazoa; Chordata; Actinopteri; Characiformes; Acestrorhamphidae
Product: zinc finger protein 135
Exons: 3
Coding region: 298-1548 (416 amino acids)
Biological process (GO): regulation of cytokine production; regulation of immune system process; negative regulation of transcription by RNA polymerase II
Molecular function (GO): DNA-binding transcription factor activity; RNA polymerase II cis-regulatory region sequence-specific DNA binding
Source: RefSeq, a predicted model, not a curated record
UAAGGUUUAGUUGAGCAGGGUAAACACUGCGGAGCUGCAGAUUUCACUUCAACUACAUUCCACUGUGUCUUUUCUACGGAUUUCUUUCUCCGACAUCUCCCCAAUAAUAGCUGAGGUAUUUGUUGUGAAACAAAGAAAGAAACAUAGAUACGCCAAGUCUUCUGUUGUGCUCUCUUUUCCUACCUGGCUGAAGUUUGUCUCCACAAACAAUCACACAAACAGUUCCACAAAGAUUAGGUUAAGCCUAAGGCACUCAGUCAAAUCUCCAGUACCUAAACAUUGUGGAUACAUCUAACAAUGAAGCCAAGUUCAGUCAAGGAGAAAACGCACCAUUGUUCAGAGUGUGGAAAGAGUUUUACUACAUGGCAUAAUUUUAGAAGACACCAGCGCAUUCACACUGGAGAAAAAACGUAUUACUGCUCAGACUGUGGGAAGAGUUUUAAUAAUCAGAGUUAUUUCCAAGACCACCAGCGCAUUCACACUGGAGAAAAACCGUAUUACUGCUCAGACUGUGGGAAGAGUUUUAAUCAACAAAGUAAUCUGAAAAGGCAUCAGCGCAUUCACACAGGAGAGAAACCCCAUCACUGCUCAGAUUGUGGGAAGAGCUUCACUACACAGCGUAAUCUCAUGAACCACCAGAGCAAUCACACUGGAGAGAAACUCUAUCACUGCUCAGACUGUGGGAAGAGCUUCACUACACAGCGUAAUCUCAUGACACACGAGCACAUUCACACAGGAGAAAGACCGUAUUACUGUUCAGAAUGUGGGAAGAGUUUUACUCGGUUGAGUAAUCUCAAAGAACACCACCGCAUCCAUACAGGAGAGAAACCAUAUACCUGCUCAGACUGUGGUAAAAGUUUUAGUACACAUGGUAUUCUCAAAAUACACCGGCGCAUUCACACUGGAGAGAAACUUUAUAGCUGCUCUGACUGUGGAAAGAGUUUUAUAACACGAAGUCUUCUCAACAAACACCAGCGCAUUCACACUGGAGAAAAAACAUAUCACUGCUCAGACUGUGGGAAGAGUUUUAAUAAUCAGAGUCAUUUCCAAGACCACCAAUGCAUUCACACUGGACAAAAACCCUAUCACUGCUCAGACUGUGGGAAGAGUUUUAAUCAACAGAGUAAUCUGAAAAGGCAUCAGCGCAUUCACACAGGAGUGAAACCCCAUCACUGCUCAGAUUGUGGGAAGAGCUUCACUACACAGCGUAAUCUCAUGACACACAAGCACACUAAAGAGAAACCUUAUAUCUGCUCUGACUGUGGAAAGAGUUUUAUUACACAAAGUCUUCUCAACAAACACCAGCGCAUUCACACUCGAGAAAAAACAUACUACUGCUCAGACUGUGGGAAGAGUUUUUAUAAUCGCAGUCAUUUCAAAGACCACCAGCGCAUUCACACUGGAGAAAAACCAUAUCACUGCUCAGACUGUGAGAAGAGUUUUAAUCAACAGAGUAAUCUGAAAAGGCAUCAGCGCAUUCACACAAGAGAAAACCGUAUCACUGCUCAGACUGUGGGAAAAGCUUUAUUACACAGCUUAAUCUCAUGACACACCAAUGCUUUCUCUAUGACGUUAUCAGUGUGACGAUCUAAAAUGCCUUGAAUAGUAAUUAUAAAAGUAAUUCUCUGUAAUUCUCACUCUUUCUCUCUCUUUUGCUAUACCUCUGUAAUUCUCUCCCUCUCUCUUGCUAUAGCUCUUUGUUAUUCUCUCUCUCUGUUGUAAAUUAACCUGUUCAUACAAAUUUACUUUAUUUAACCAGGAAGUCCCUUGACAUCAAAUAUUUUUUUUUGAGUGAGACCUGGACAAAACUGCACACCAUUUCCAGCUACAGAAAACCACAACAAUGUGUUUACACAAAAACUUAAAUUAAAAUAAACAUAAAUCAGCAUGAAAGUACAAAACAGACAAAAUACAUUUAAGAGGAGCAAUUGCAUGUUUCCAUCACAGAACGCUUCACCAACUCUUCACCAUUAAGCUGUAAUUUGUUUUGAAGUUUAUUCCAAGACCAUGGUGCAAAAUUUGAGAAAGCUUUUCUGCUCAGUUUUAAACUAAUCUUGGGAACCUUGUAGAGCAGAAUUCUGGAAAAAACGUAAAGCACAGCAAAUGUUACAAAGUGAGAGCAGAUUAAACCAAAUAUGUUGGGAGCUUAGCCAAGAGAGCUUUAUAAAUAAAAAAGGUUUCUCUCUCAAACAAACUCUCAGGAUUGUUUGAGAAAAUAUUGUUGUUUUUGUUUUUUACUAAUCUUGAAUCUGGUGCUUCAUGUUCUUAUCCAGCAAGUGGCAGUAAUUCACCAAUAAUUAAAAGUGCUGGCUGCCAGAACCCUAAAAGAAGAAUAAGAAGAAGACUGCUGCUCCCUGGAUGAACAUAACCUGCAGAACUGUAGAAGGAACAAAGGUAAUCCAAGUCUUCUGUCGUGCUCUCCUUUCCUACCUGACUAAAGUUUGUCUCCACAAACAAUCAAGAGAUUCCACAAAAGAUUAUUUUCAAACUGCUCCAAAAGGUUAAGCCUAAGGCACUCAGAAAAGAAAUCUCCUGUACCUGCAAACGUUGUUGUAUACA